CCUCACCCAAUGAUGGAAACGAUAAGAUAAGGCAACUUCAACACACAGUGCCAACUUCUUCUCAAUUCCCAUCACCAUGGAAGCGACAGCCGCUCUAACCAGCUUCACUCUUCCAUCCACCAAAACCCAAACUUUUCAACUCCUAAACAGACCCAUUAACCCAUUCAACGUUCCCUCCUCGCGAAAACCAAUACCCACCUUCAAAACCGGCCACUUCCCUUCAAUCCACGCCGCAAUUUCACGCACGAAGAAGGAAGAAACAGUGGACAGUGUGAGAAAGCAAUUGGAGAAUUGCUACCUACUAGCUGGCAUAAACUACAAAGGGUUCACUGUGAAGCAGUUUCAGGAGCUUCGGAAGACUCUACCUGACACGACGAAGCUUAUAGUGGCGAAGAACACGCUGGUUUUCAAGGCUUUGGAGGGAACGGAAUGGGAAACACUGAAGCCUUGCAUGAAGGGAAUGAAUGUGUGGCUUUUCGUUCACUCCGAGGAGAUACCUGCGGCUAUUAAACCCUAUAGAGACUUCCAGAAGGAGAAGAAACUCGAAGACAAUGAUUUCACUGGUGCGGUUUUUGAGGGUAAGUUUUAUGGUCCUGAUGAGUUCAAGAAACUCGAAACCUUGCCCACACGUGCUGAGAUUUAUGCUACCUUGUUGGGGUCUUUGAAAACCCCUGCUUCUGCUCUUGUAAGCACUCUUCAAGCUCCUGCUAGAGAACUUGUUAUGGUUCUUAAGGCACACAUUAAGAAUCUUGAGGAGCAAGGUGUUGCUCAAUAGCUGAUUGUUAUUGUAAGUGUUAAUGUUGCUUUGAUUUUGAUUUAAUAUGUCUGUGUUUUUUUUUAAUUUUAAUUUGAGUUUUUGUUCUCCUGUUUAUGUAAUUGUAGAU
Abrus precatorius (Indian licorice) is the source of this 884-nucleotide messenger RNA. RefSeq names its product 50S ribosomal protein L10, chloroplastic-like. Gene Ontology annotation, molecular function: structural constituent of ribosome. Gene Ontology annotation, biological process: translation. The record is from RefSeq and is a predicted model, not a curated record. Lineage: Eukaryota; Viridiplantae; Streptophyta; Magnoliopsida; Fabales; Fabaceae. The transcript has a single exon. Bases 77 to 775 code for a protein of 232 amino acids. Gene Ontology annotation, cellular component: large ribosomal subunit.